Saprolegnia diclina VS20 is the source of this 1719-nucleotide messenger RNA. RefSeq lists its product as hypothetical. The transcript has a single exon. Lineage: Eukaryota; Oomycota; Saprolegniomycetes; Saprolegniales; Saprolegniaceae. The record is from RefSeq and is a predicted model, not a curated record. The coding region runs from base 216 to 1682 and encodes 488 amino acids.
GCGACGCCGAGCGUGGCAGCCCGAGCGACGAGAGCGAUGGAGCCUCCAAGAGCGCAAAAGCGCGCCGCUUCGAGCGCCUUUGCCACGACGCAGCCUCGCAGAUGACGCCUCUCCAGCGAUACAAACUCCAAGUACACGGCGCGCGGCGAAGGCUUGAACGCCUUUACAGCCCUCGGCGGCGCAAGUGAUCUUGAUGCUUCAGAAAACGAAUUCGCAUGUCCCUCUACGACCCGCUCUACCACCAGAAGCGAGCUGCAAAGCUCGCCGAGGCCAAGUUGGCGGCCGAAGAUGCCCUCAUGCGAAAGCCAAGCCCGACGGCGGCGACGAACCUCGGUUCGCGUGCCACCGCGUUCGGGCGCAGCAAGACCCCGACGGUUGUCCGCCAGCGCGCGGCUCCAACUGUCCCGGUGACUGCGCGAUCGACGAUUCGGUCGACGCAAACGCCCGCCACGACGGCGGUGCAACCUCUGACGGCAAGCAGCCGCACCUCGACCACCGCCGCGCAGCGUCGCACACCGGUGACGAGCGUCGCGACUGCUCCGUCAAGUACCACCACGGAUGCCACGCCUGCUAGCGCGGCAUCGACGACCACGACUGAGGCGAUCCUCGGUCAGCUGCGUUCGGAAGUAGCAACUCUCCAAGCGCAGGUCGUCACCCUCCAAGCCAGCCUCAACGCGUCGAUGGACACGGCCAAGACACGCACCUCGGAGCUUGAUCUUGCCCAUGCCCAGCACGACGCUGAUCUCGAGACGCUUGGAACUCAACUUCAGGCCACCCGGGAUGUCGUUGCGCAUCUCGAGGAAUCACUCGAAGUUUCGGAGCACGCAACUGCGACCGGUGCCUCGGACCUCGCUCUUGCUCGCUCGGAGCUCGCUGCAUCCCGAGCGCAGCACGACGACGACAUCAAGGCCCUCAAGGGCAACCUUGAGGAGGCGCGUCAAGCGGCUUUGGCCGGCGCCUCGGAGCACGAAGCGGUCGUCAAGGCGCUCCAAGCCGAUUACGAGAAGGCGCUGGCCGCCAAGGGUGCAGAGUUCCGAGACAAGUACGAAGACGCAGUACGCGGCCGUCGUGUGGUAUGCCCUGCUUGCAGCGACGUCGAUGAAUCGAGUCAGUGGACCGUCCUUAAUGGGCCGCUUCUCGAAGACACGGACUUUGACAGCGACAUGGAGGUGGUUCUGGGUGAACCACCAGCACCGCCAGAGCUGGUCGCAGCCGCAGAGCUCGAAGCAGAACGCAAGGCUUACGAGGCGCUCAAAGCGCAAGCCGACGACGCAGCCGCCCGCGCCGCAUCGAACGAGCUGCGCCUCGAGAACAAGAUCUUGAAGCUCAUGACGACCAUCAACGAUCUCUCGGCCGGUGUCAACGCGCUCUCGUCCGACAAGUCGGAGCUCGCAGCGGCCAAAGCGAAGCUCCAGGAGGAGACGACAAACCUCCUGGCGCGCGUAGCCGCCUUGGAAACGGCGCUGCAGACGCAGAAGACCGACGCCAAGACCGACAUGCAGGCGCUCGAGACGCGGGCGGUCACGGCCGAAGCCGCUCAAGAAGCCAACGCGACGACGAUCCGGGAGCUGCAAACCACAAUCGAAGGACUCUCGACGAGCGCCCUCUUCAAGCGUACGCAAGAGCUCUCGAAACAAAUCCGGGACCUCGAGACACAGCUGCACCGACUUGGGUACGACUAGCGACGACUAACUCUUUUGGAAUACGUGUUUUGCAUAA